AUGGACAAUAGAAACACCCAGAUGUACAAAGAGGGUAGAACCAAGGCUCCAGGGACCCAGCCAAGUCCUGGCCUGAGGAUCACCAUAAAGAGGGCUGGUGUUGAGCCCAUCAUACCAGGAGUCAGCAAGGUCAUGUUUCUGGAUGCUUCGGAAGUGGGCAGCAGGAAGCAGCUCUCAUUAGCUUCAGGAGGGCCAGAGAAGGGGCCCAGACACAGAGAUGCAUUGGAGAAGGGGCCUUCAGAGCUCAGAACCCAGGAGCAGAGGCCUCCAGCAAGACCAGGGAAGAAACAGUCCUCUUGGGUCCCCCAGGAAGGGUCCCAGGAGCUGCAAGCAGGCCAGGAUCAGAGUGAGCUGGGGUUGCUGCCUUCCUGGGUUCCUGAAGUACCUGAAGGGCUGCAGCGGCUGGGCUCCGGAAAGGAGAUCAAGGGCCAGCAGAGGAGGCAAUGGAACCGGGGAACCGGGGAGGAUCAGCCUCCUGAGAGCUGCCAGGGCUCCAGAUAUCAAUCCACCCUCGGUCACCAGGCAGACAUGGCGCAGCCAGCAGAGCCUUGCUGCUGCUUGGCCAGCCGUGGCCAGCCACUGGGAGGCAAGCACCCCAAGGAGGCAGGUGUCCCACACAUCAGGCCACAGGAGGCUCCGCCAGAGCCCAGCCCAGGGGGACAUGGGAACAGCUCUCAGGAAGCAAUGCCCCCGAUGUCCAUCGUGACUCCAGAGGAAAAGACAGCCAACCCCUUCCUGCCAUCCAUGCCUGGACCUAAAAAAGCAAAAGAAGGGGGUGAGGCUGUGGAGACCCACCCAGCACCGGGGCCUCUUCCUCCACCAGAGGUGAGGGACAUUGGAGAGAGGGAGCCAGACCGUGCGCAGCAGCAGCCUCAGAAGCCCGCGGUGGGUGCAGGGACACAGAGCCUCAGGAACUUCCGGCAGGGCUUCAUGAAGUGCUUGCUGGAGGUGGAGAAAGUGGAGGCCUCCCAUCGGAGAGCCUCGAAGGCCCGGUCCCAGACAGCCCAGAAGUCCCCCAGGACCCUGACCCCGGUGCCCACCUCAGCCCCAAGCCUGCCUCAGACCCCUGCCUUGGUCCCUGCCAGUGGCCCAUCGUGGGCCUGGCUGCCAGCUCCUGGGCCAGAGCCUGCCCCCAUGGGAGCCCCGGUCCCCACCUCCAUGCCUUGCCCUGUCCUGCUGGGCCCUGCCCUGGACCUAGGUUGGAGAAGGAUGGAACUCUUGCAUCAGAGCAGCGAGAGAACCCUGAGCUACGCCAAGGCGCGGCAGGAGCAGGAAGAGCAGAGCCUCCGAAAGCUUUAUCAAAACCGGGAGAAGUCCGAGGAGCAACUGACCCUGAAGCAAGGGGAAGCCAACUCUGUGGAUGCACAGAGCCUGAAGAACAUCCUGCUCCUAAUGGGCUCCGAGGUCCCUGCCCACCCUACUCCUCUGGCCUCCACAGGAGAUGGUCAUGUGGACUUCAAAGACUUUGUGAUGACAGACACCAGGCGCUUCUUCUGCUCUGUGGAACAGAAUGCCCUGUCGGACAUGGCUCCCCACAACCCCCACACUCUAUUCUUUGCGAUCCUGUCCCUGCUGGUAGAGAUGCUGGCCUUACCAGAGGCAGUCUUAAAGGAAAUCACAAACUACUACAAGAAAAAGCUGAAGGAAGGCACCUGCAAGACCCAAGAGAUGGAAGUGACCACAGGCCGGCUGCAGUUGCAGAAGAAGCUUCCCUACAACCCCCAGCAAGAAGAGAGCUCAGAAGUCCCAGAAUGAAAGGUCCUCAGUAUCCUGAGCCGACUGAAGCAGCAGAACUCUGCUCCCAACCUGCAGAGCCCCUAUGCCCAGGUGCCCUGCAUCCCGCUCUGCCCGUGGCUGGACAAGAAGAUGGUCCGUAGGAAGCCGAGCAACCACUAUGCGCCAGACCAGUGCACACCCCCUGGCCUGGAUCCUGACAUCCGUAGCCCCUUCUUCCAGUCAGGAUCUCAAGGAAACAGGGAACACAACUCUGACAGCAGAAAGUGGCUCAGCUCUGUGCCGGCUCGAACCCACUGACCCUCUGGAGGCCUGACUCUAGGCAGCUGCUCAAGGCCUGCAGACAGAUGGGCCACCAAGCAGGAGCUGCUGCUGGGAUUUGCUUUUGUAGCCUGGUAAGCUAAUAAACAUCAAUAACUUCAGCCUCUGUACCUCUUGCCAAGAAAGGCCCUCAAGUUGUCACCCCAGCCACCACUGAGCUCUCAGAGUGCAGGGUUCUACCUCAAAGCCCUGCCCAGGGUUGGGGUUUCUGCUACAGGUGCCCCUGCACGCAAAGUCUUGACCUUCUGUACCUUCUCAAAGCGCAGGGCUAGGCCUCUCCUCAGGUGAGCGCUUCCCCCUCUGGACUGGGAGCCCCACAAAAGCAGCCGUUCUCUCUCCACUGGCUCUAAGACAGGCCCUGUGGAAGAACAGGAGGUGGCCUCUACCAUGCUCCCCCGACAGAGCCCAGGACCCAGGGCUCUCACUCUCUGGGAGCCCUAAGAGGGGUGGGUCCUUUCCCCUCAACCCACAUACCACCCAGCCUCGUAUUUUACCAAAGA
Messenger RNA from Nomascus leucogenys (northern white-cheeked gibbon), 2555 nucleotides. It is a transcript of the gene SPATA21, whose product is annotated as spermatogenesis associated 21. The record is from RefSeq and is a predicted model, not a curated record. Gene Ontology annotation, molecular function: calcium ion binding. Lineage: Eukaryota; Metazoa; Chordata; Mammalia; Primates; Hylobatidae.